AGUCGUCGCGCGUGACGCGGCGGAAUCGAGGCGGACGAUCGAACGCGGAGAGGAAGAGAGACUUUUCCGCCUCCACGUCGAGGAGGAGGAUCUCGAGAGUCUGUCUCAAAUCGCGAUCCGCGAAUGCUCGGUGAUCCAUGUAGGAAUUUGUUACGAGUUCGCGAGUAAAUUUAGCGACUUGGAGUUUAAGAGAGCAAAUCUCCUCCCGGCUCUCGACGAGGAACGGGACUCGAAAUUUCGUGUAUAUAAAUAAUUUCGUCUAACGACGAGGAGAAGUUGAAUUAGAGACGCGAGUUCAGUGAUAUAUCAACUGGUGCUGGUGCGUCGCAUCGCUGUCAGAAACAUGCGUGACGGGAAUUUGCAGCACGCGGGCGAAGUAGAUUUCGCUCCAUCGUCUGACACGUUUUCGUCUGUCGAGUUAGUAGCUCGUCACAAAUGAGAUCGAUCAACCCUUCCGGUCGGUAAAUAUGAUAGAUAUCAUCGCAGCCGCGUAUGCUUCCAGUUAAUGUCCCAGAGAUCGAGAAAUAUGAAGAUGUUUAAGGGGGUCGUGACUGUUCGCGUACUCGACUGGACCAGUCAAUCAAAUGAAGCAAAUUGUACAUUCAUCGAUAGCAAUCUCGAAUAAUUUGAGGGACAAUCGACGAUGAGAACAAAUGGCAGGCACGUGAAGAUCGUCGUAUCGAAACUUUUUAAAGAGUCUAACGAGAUUCUUAGGAGAAAAGUGGAUUUCUUGUUAUAAAACAAUGAGAGGAUAUAAUUUGCAUACCUAAUGAAAAUAUACAGGUCUCAUUAAGAGAAGAACGAAUGAAAGAAAAAGGUAGAAGGGAGAAAAGAAAAAAGGCGAGGUGAAUAUGAAAUGUGUGCGAAAUUGAAAGCUUGAUAAACACGAAACGAAUAAUAAAAAAGAUUUAAUAACGAGGAAGAUAUAUUCUAGUGAAUCAAGAAAAUGAGCUUGUAUAUUGAAAAUAAAACGUGCAAAGGAAAGGAAAAGAGAAGACGUGGAUAGAGAAAAUUGGAUAAAAUUGUUGAAGGAAAGCAAUUACAGAUAUCCUCGGAGAAAAUAAGAGGACGAACUGAUAUAUACAACUCUAGUGAUAAAAGUGGAGAAAUCGAUGGUGGAAGAUUUAGGACCAAAAAAAACGCACGAUAAAGUGCAGAGAUCUCGGUGAAGGGAGAAAAAAAGGAAGAUUUGGCACGCGGAGUAGUGAGAAUUGAUGUUGAAGGUGAAAUGGAGAAGGAGAGACUAGAUAGAUGAACUCGCGGAACGGAAAACUCAACGUGAAGAGGAAAAGCAGCAACGAGGACACGCGAGGUUUAAGUGACGGGCAACCGCGAAGAGAUGGGAAACGCUCUCGAAUGAGGGACGAAUAGGAUGUGGAGGUGGAUUAAUGUGUGUCUUGGGGGACCGUCGUGUGUCCUUAAUUAAAAGAAGAGCUAAGUGUAUGCGCGCGUCAAGAAUAUACCAAGUAUAUAAUAAGAUCUGCACGCGAAGAGGGAAAGCUUCCACGAAGUUUACAUUGCUUAUCUUUGCUGUCAGCGAUGGCGAGCGAUCGUUCACGGGUGAGCAGCUUAGAAGCGGCCGGUUCGCUCUAAAAAGCGCACAUGCUCGCCAAGAUCGUGUCGCGCAUCGAAGAAAUACAUGGAUGUGAAUCUUUCGCAUCGGUCACCAAGUGUUCGAAGUGAAGCGGCAAGUUGUUUCGAUCACUCGCUUUUCGCGGUCGCGUAAUAGUUCACAAUUUAAUAAAAACUAAAUAAAUAAACUUUAACAAAGACACACGGAUUCUUCAAAUUCGACCACGUGCACUGUGUUCAGGAGUAGAGAGCAAAGAUUUUCCGCAAAGGACUUGAAGAAAUUAAAUAAUAUAACGAAUCCUUUAUCUAAAGCGUCUUUUUACUGCCGAUCAGUGAUUCGACAAAAAGCGAGAGCAGUUCUUCAUCGUCGAUCGUAUUUCGUAUCAUCGAUCUCAACGUAUAGUGCAGUGCGAUUUCCCGAUAUCGCCGAUGUGUCGUAAACUCGGUCGGAAGUGGCAGGAAGUGAAAGCGGAAUCGAAGCGCCGUCGCGCAAUUUACGGGUUUCGCGGCGCAAAGUGUUGAACCUCGCGUUUACGAAUUGGCCGGUUCGGUUAGUGUCUUUCUCGCGACACGGGAGUCGCGUUCUUCGGGACUUGUAGCCGCAACAUGGGUUGCGAACUGAGCAAGCUGGCCACCACGAAAUCGCGCAAUCAGGCCGGAAACGAUGGCUCUUCACCACCGCCGCCGGCCGCCACGGAUCCGCGACUUCCGCUCACAGCCAGGCAAAAAUUUACGGUUAUCGCCAGUUGGAAAGCGGUUUCCAGGGCACUGGAGCCUACGGGCGUCUACAUGUUCAUAAGGUUGUUUGAGGAGAACGCAGAAUUGUUAAAUAUGUUCACAAAAUUCCGGGAGUUGAAGACGAAGGAUCAGCAGUCAUCGAGUAUGGAACUGGCCGAACACGCGAAAACAGUCAUGUCCACUCUCGACGAAGGGAUCAAGAGCCUGGACGACAUGGACGCGUUUUUGACGUACCUUCACGAGGUUGGAGCCUCCCACACGAAGAUCCCCGGCUUCAACCGGCAAUACUUCUGGAAAAUCGAGAAACCGUUUCUGGAUGCGGUAGAGCGUACUCUGGAGGACCGAUAUUCGGAGAACGUGGAGAACAUCUACAAGCUGACGAUCAAGUUCAUCAUUGAGACGCUGAUCGACGGCUUUGACAAGGCACAGAGCGACAAGGCCAAGUCCUAGUCGUCCUAGUCACGAGGAUCUGGCACGUACGCGAUCGCCCUCGAUCCUACGAAAUGUUGACCGCCCCCCUGGUUCGCUCGGUCUCCUCGGCACCUGGAACGGAAAGGAGCCACAGCCGCCACGCCGAUUUUUCGGUAAACGACGAUGGGACAAUCGUCGUCCUUGCGUUGGUUCACGCGACGCUACCGAGUCGCUCCUUCGUUUCUUCAAUCCGCUUCGCGGAUUCACGAGAGACGCGAAUAUAUAUGCGAGAGCGCGUGGCGUUUACGUCGUAAACGUUCUCGCCGGCCUGAGAUCUUUCUUUCCCUCGAGCGGGUCUCGUCAUUAUCCAGAUAUUGAGAAACGGUCCCGAGUCUCUCGGGACUUCUUAAAAGAAAAAAAACGUCGCAACGCGAGCCGAAAGAAUCGCGUGAUUCUUUUGACGGUCGAAGGGUUUUUCUGCAACUCGAUUCAAUUAAUUUCUCGGUAAAUUCUAUAUUUUUUCGAUACUAUAAAAAUUAUUCUAUUUAAAUAAUA
Messenger RNA from Nylanderia fulva, 3276 nucleotides. RefSeq names its product neuroglobin. The record is from RefSeq and is a predicted model, not a curated record. NCBI's taxonomy places the organism in Eukaryota, Metazoa, Arthropoda, Insecta, Hymenoptera, Formicidae. Gene Ontology annotation, molecular function: heme binding; oxygen binding.